AUGCACAUUUACUUUAGUUUAUAUCUUGUACUAAUAAUCACAAGUUUAGAUGUUAUAGGAGUGAAGUUUAGCGAUAAUAUAGCGACUUUCAUCUCUCCUUCCUAUCAUAACACCCAACUUUGCAACUUAUUUGCCAAGAGAGUCAAAAUAAGACAUGGAAUCCCUUCUGACGGCAAAAAAUUUACUUUGGAAGACUUGAUUCAGCAAAAUAUCCUUCCUCAACCUCCAGUCUUUGACAAUGAUCCAGGGUACAACCGCUUCCACAAAAUAGACUAUAAGUCUUUAGCUCGUAAGCACUUAAAACUUGAACAACAAAGGAUAGCCAGGCUGGAUCAAUAUUUCAAUGAUUCUUCCAAGCAAUAUACACUAACUGAAUUGCUAAAUAUUCUAAAUGAACAUGGAAUCUAUCCUUACAUGUCAAUCAGCACAACCAUUGAAAUGCUUAAUAGAUUCAAAUACGCAAUACACAAUUAUAUAUCAGUUAAUAAUUAUUUAUGUGAUGAAUUAGUAGAUUUGAUACACAAAAAUAGAGGGUUUUUAAGGAUUAUUGGCUCAAUACGGCGAUGUAUGAAGAUUCUUAAAAGGGUUAUCGUUAGAGAGGCACUGUUGGACGAUCCUAAAAUAAAAAAAUCGCUUCCUCAAUUUAAAAAUAGUGAUAUUGUUGACAUUUUUGAGGUACUAUCACUUACCAGAUACAAAAAUGAUAUUUUAAUUACACUCCUCAUAAAUUAUGUCGAAGAUCAUUUAAAGAAUUUUACUAUAAAUCAAUUAUGUAACAUUGUUUAUCACAUAAGCAAGCUAAAAUACAGUGCUAUUGGAAUUGUUAAAAAUUUAACUUCACGUGUAACUGAAUUAACUCAUUUAUCUCCUCAUGAUUCAUUACUUGUUUCUGAGGCACUAGUGUCAUUUGAUUAUGUACAGAAAGAUGUUUUUGAUAAACUAGCUGAUGAUAUUUUAAAUGGCAUAGAAGAUUUUGAAGUAAAGGAAUUAAUUAGAUUAUUUAAGACAUUCACCUCAGCUGAAUAUAUAAACGAUGAUUUUUACACUCGUGUUACAGAGGCCAUAUCAAAUAAUCUAGACAAAUUAGAUACUGCUAGCUAUGUCAUGGAUCUACUAUCCUCGCUAUCACAUAUGAAUAUGAAAAUUAGUCAUUUAUUAGAUUUCAUAUCUGUGUAUAUUAACACUAAUUUUUCAUCAUUUUCACCAACCCAACUAGCUUCAAUUUCCAAGUAUCUUGCUAUGUUGCAUUGUUAUCCCAAGGAAUUAUUUAAGAAGAUAUUCAGUCUUCCAAUAUUUUCUGUUAUACCAGAUAUGGAAGUGAUGAACCACAUCAGAAUGGGCUAUCACAAAAACAACUCUUACACGGCUUAUUUACAUAAGUAUCCCUUCUGUGAACUUGACAAGUUGUACAAUAAAAUUUUUAUCGCAUACAAAUCAUACCAUCUGGAGUCAUCCGCUACUGAUAAGGAUCAAUUCAAGUUUACUGAGAAGAACGAGAGGAAUUUGAGAGAUAUAUUUUUGUACCAAUCCAGAGAAAAAAUAUUUACAUCUUCUUCCAUACACUUGGAAAUUGCAGAUAUAUACAGAAACCAAUUCAAUAUCAAUUUCCAUGUCGGAUUUCCGUCGGAUGAAGGCUUUUUAAUUGAUCUUGCCUAUGUUACUGAUGAUGGUGAUAAAUUUGCAAUUAAAGUAAAUGGUCCAUUUCAUUUUAUGCAAAGAUGUUUGUCACAGAUUCCACCACCUCUAACUGCAUCUUCUAUGUUCAAAGAGAGGUAUGUAAAUGUAUUGCUAAAAAAGAUGGGUUGGAUUGUCUCUAACAUAAACUACUGGGACUAUGCUACAUGGUUCCCUUUUGAGAAGAAGAAAUGUACCCUUUUUAAUGCACUCCCUGACAAACUCAAAGAAUUGUGUAACAAAAAUGUAGUGGAAACUUGUAACACUGCCAAAUAA
This is a messenger RNA of Babesia microti strain RI, 1950 nucleotides long. RefSeq names its product RAP protein, putative. The transcript has 5 exons. Bases 1 to 1950 code for a protein of 649 amino acids. Lineage: Eukaryota; Apicomplexa; Aconoidasida; Piroplasmida; Babesiidae. The record is from RefSeq and is a predicted model, not a curated record.